Molecule: messenger RNA, 1277 nt
Organism: Lagenorhynchus albirostris (white-beaked dolphin)
Lineage: Eukaryota; Metazoa; Chordata; Mammalia; Artiodactyla; Delphinidae
Gene: CLEC4G
Product: C-type lectin domain family 4 member G
Exons: 9
Coding region: 38-910 (290 amino acids)
Source: RefSeq, a predicted model, not a curated record
UUUUAUAUCCACUCCCAGAGCUGGAUGUCUGUUCACCAUGGACAUGGCCGGGUACAGCAGGUGGGACGGCAGGCUGGAGGAGGUCCCCGGAGGGCACUGGGGACGCUGGGGACAGAGACCCCUCCUCCUGGCCCUGGCUCUCUUGGUGGUCACAAUCAUCUGGGCCCUCGUUCUGAGCGUCCUGUUUUCCAAGGCCUCCACAGAGCACAGGGCGCUGCUUGGCCAGCAGGAUCUGCUGAGGACAAACUCCUCGAAGCAGACGGCGGUGCUGGGUGUCCUGAAGGAGGAGGUCCGAGCCUGCAAUAGCUGCUGCCUGGGGACUCAGGCACAGCUGCAGACCGUGCACACCAAGCUUAGAGAGGCACAGUCGAAGCUGAUCCAGCAGGAGAGCACCCUGAAAGAACUGAGCGAGCGCGUGACCCAGAGCUUGGCUGAAGCCGGUAGGGACCGUGAGAACAUCCGCACUGAGCUCUUCCGGGCGCUGGAAGGAGUCCGGCUCGGGAACAGCUCCUGCGAGGAGUGCCCCAAGUCGUGGCUGCCAUUCCAGGGCUCCUGUUACCUUUUUUCCACCCAACGGGCCACGUGGGUGGAGGCGCAGCGCCACUGCGAGGGCGCCAGAGCGCACCUGGUGAUUGUCGGGGGCCUGGAUGAGCAGGUCUUCCUAAGUCGGAACACUGGUGGCCGCGGUUACUGGCUGGGCCUGAGGGCCGUGCGCAGGGCGCGCAGGAUCCAGGGCUACCAGUGGGUGGACGGAGUCCCGCUCAGCUUCAGCCACUGGAAUCAGGGGGAGCCCAACGACUCGCUGGGGCGCGAGGACUGCAUCAUGAUUCUCCGCACGGGGAUGUGGAACGACGCACCGUGCGACAACAGGGACGACAGCUGGAUCUGUGAGAAGAGGCUCAGCUGCUGACCUCCCCCAGUGCCCCAGAGUCACGCCCACUGGCGCUUGUCCAAUCGCCUGAGCCGCUCACCGUCCUGGCUCCGCCCACCUCCAUUAAUUUCCCACCCCACCCACAGCGUAGGCCAGUAACUGCACUCUGAGACCUCCGCUCCAGCCUCACUGCAACCCCUCACCCGUGGACCUCACCUAGUCCCCACCCGCCCCAAAAUCUGAGCUCCCCAGCCCUGUGAUCUGACCCUAGCGCCCUCCCUAACCAAGGUCAAGUAACUCAAGGAUGGAGCUGUUUAAUUUACUUUAUUUACCAUGCAGAUGGAAGGCCUCAAAGAAGGGAUUUUGAGAGCUUUCUUUGCAGCCCGAGGGAGCAUCAAUAAAUGAG